Molecule: messenger RNA, 1029 nt
Organism: Euleptes europaea (tarantolino)
Lineage: Eukaryota; Metazoa; Chordata; Lepidosauria; Squamata; Sphaerodactylidae
Gene: FYRD1
Product: transforming growth factor beta regulator 1
Exons: 1
Coding region: 1-1023 (340 amino acids)
Biological process (GO): regulation of cell cycle
Cellular component (GO): nucleus
Source: RefSeq, a predicted model, not a curated record
AUGAAGAAAGUGCCACGGAAAAAUCAAGGUGAGCGCUACCGCCUGAAGUUCCGGCGUUUGCGCCGUGCAGCCAAGGUGUUGGUUUACGAGAACGCAGCUUUGUGCGAUGAGAUUGCCCGACUUGAGGCGAAAUACCUGCGUGUGCGAGAGGAGCGUCGUUUCCUGCUUGCCCGCCUGUUGCAAGCCCAAGCCCUGGCAGAUGACGAGUCUCCUGUGCCUGCCGCCGCCGCAGUAUCACAACCCUCCCCAGACGAGCCAACUGUCCGCAAGCCUCGCCGAGAGCGUAAAGGCAAAGAGAACGGUAGGGCAUCCAGACGGAGGGUGGCGACAGAGCCAGGGAUCCUCCGGCUGGUUCCCCCGCUACCCUUGGAUCCUUCUGGCCGUCCUGUUUUCCCCAUCACGUUGGGAUCGCUGACUGUGUACAGCCUGGGUGAAAUUGUCUCGGACCGUCCCAGUUUCCACACAGAGAGCGCCAUCUACCCUGUCGGCUACUGCAGCACCAGGAUCUUCGCUAGCACCCGCAGGCCGGUUCACCGCUGCCUUUAUACCUGCCAGAUCAAGGACGGCGGUGCUGGGCCGUGCUUUGAAAUUGCUCCUGAGGAUGAGCCGGGUUGUGUGUUUGCCGGCCCCACACUUGACACCUGUCACGCUCAGCUCCUGGAAGCGGUGGGUGCGGCUCAGCUGGAGCCAGCGGGCGCCGAGUUCUUUGGUCUCUCGCACCCGGCCGUCCAGCACCUCAUCCAGAGCUGCCCAGGGGCACGCAAGUGUGCCGGGUACCGCUGGUUCCGCUUUGAGGUGUGCCGCCCAGCAGAUGGGCCCCCGCCUGAGGGGAUACCAUCAGGAAACCCUGGCACUGAUUACGAAGCUUUCCAGAACCAGGGCUUGGCGGGGCCUGUAGGCUUGGACUUCCCAGAAGCAACUCCCUCCCCACCCAGUGGGAAUGGAUACGCGGAACUCUUUCUGCCGUGCGCUCCGUCAGGGGGGUCCCCCAUUCCCCAGAGCCCAGAAAGUGACACUGACUGAAUCUUG